AUGCCGGAAGCACAUGGGUUCAAGGUGACUUUAAUAUCGGCAGAUGGGAAAGAUUAUGUCGAGUUUGGCAAUCAGAGCAUCGGCACACCGUCACGAGCCCGAGUCAUUAGCAGCAAAGUUUUGGCUAAGGAUGGAGAGCAAUUCCAUAUCAAGAUCGAUUUCGGCUCUGCCUACGACCAUCUCGUGGGUACUCCUCACAAGAAGCAUCGCUAUGACCUGCGCUCCUCAUUCCGGAACCCUCUCAACCGUGUUGAUGAAGCAGUCGCCAAGCCAAGCGAACAGUCCACGGAGAAGCUUCCCUUCACUUUCGGAGCCUUGAUCUACAUUAGUGGUCAAAAGAAAGCCGAUUACGCGCAACUUCUCAAUCCUAGCCAGCAGAAUGUCGUUGUAAAAGGCCGCCAUUCUAUUGAAAGAGUAGGGGAGAGCUCAUCCAAUGUUGUGGUCAAACCGUGGAUGUUUACAGAAAGAGGCAUUGAAGCUAUGUUAUCAGACUUGGACCUCUCCCUCGGCAGUCAACAUUCGGACAAGUCCACUGAUUGCGAAGUCGAUGAGAUCACCGAUGCUUUGAAGAAUGCAACAAACACAAAGCACACCACCCCAGGGGGUCAGAUAGUGGUACUGAUUCGGCGUUGCGUCGUGUUGGGCGAGUCACAAUACGCAGGUGGUUGGCACAGAGCGGGAGAGAAUGAAGAUAUUGCUCGACCAAACGAUAAUGCUCCUUCUAUCACUACCAGUAAGAGCUCGACACGAUUCAAGAAAGUCAAAUUCAUGAACUACAAGAUCUACGAUCAGGAUGACGACUUUUAUGCGAAAUUUGUCAUUCAGGCCCUGGAUCUCCCCAAGCUGGUGAAUCUCAACCUAGCUACGCCUAACGGUGAGCCCAUCACACAACGAGUACAGACGGGAGGAGGAUUUCUUAACAGUGCCUUGAGCACCAGUCCCCUGAAGCGUACCAAGAUGGUUAGUGAUGACGGCUCCGAGUCCGAACACGAAGAAAGCACAAACGCAGCCGGCGAUUUCAGCCGCGAGGAAGAAGGUUCUUCUAGUGACGAAGAAUCUCAUUCUCGUAAACGCCGCAAAGCUCUUGUCGGUACACCAUCGAGGCAACGAAGUCCAACCGCGGCAAACCUAUCGGAGACAACUGGAGGUAAUGACAGUACCCAGGACGAAUGA
Messenger RNA from Exophiala spinifera, 1173 nucleotides. RefSeq lists its product as uncharacterized. The record is from RefSeq and is a predicted model, not a curated record. The transcript has a single exon. NCBI's taxonomy places the organism in Eukaryota, Fungi, Ascomycota, Eurotiomycetes, Chaetothyriales, Herpotrichiellaceae. Bases 1 to 1173 code for a protein of 390 amino acids.